AAAGAAAUAUGUAAGCCGAAGAAACAGAGAGGGGUUGCUGUUUGUCGAAAGAGGUGCAGUCAUUCGUUAAGUGGUGAUUAAUGAUAGGCUGCUAAAGGGGUUGUUGGGGUCUUGGGGAAAUCCAAGAUCGGAUCAGCCAUGGCCUCCACUUCUGCUCUGCUCUCAAUCUUCUUUGCCCUUCUGACCCUCACAGAUUCAUUAGUCCAAAUCCAAGGUAUGGGAAUUGGAAUCAACUAUGGUCAGAUAGCAAACAAUCUUCCAUCUCCAUCCCGGGUCGCUGCCCUCCUCACAUCCCUCAACAUCAGCAGAGUAAAACUCUAUGAUGCCGAUCCACAUGUCCUGGCUGCCUUCUCCAAUUCUAAUGUUGAUUUCAUCAUUGGUCUUGGGAAUGAGUACCUUGAGAACAUGAGAGAUUCUAUCAAGGCUCAGAAUUGGAUCCAACAGAGAGUUCUGCCUUACGUUUCUCAAACCCAGAUCAGUUGCAUCGUAGUAGGCAAUGAGGUAUUCAAAACCAAUGACACUCAGCUAUGGUCUAAUCUGCUCCCAGCCAUGCAAACUGUUUAUCAAAGUCUAGCUAAUUUCGGACUUAACAAGAAAGUAACUGUCUCGACCGCACAUUCUCUUGACAUCUUGGCUAGUUCCUACCCUCCUUCAUCCGGGACUUUCAGGCAAGACGUUGGUCAGUAUAUGCAACCCCUUCUGAAUUUUCAUUCUCAGAUCAAUUCACCCUUCUUGAUCAACGCAUAUCCUUAUUUCGCAUAUAAGGAUAACCCGAAUGAGGUGCCUCUAGAGUAUGUACUCUUCCAGCCUAACCAAGGGAUGGUGGAUUCCGGCACAAAUCUGAAAUAUGAUAACAUGUUGUAUGCUCAAGUUGAUGCUGUCUAUUCUGCCAUCAAAGCAAUGGGACAUACUGAUAUUCAAGUUAGGAUAUCCGAAACAGGUUGGCCAUCCAAAGGGGAUGCUAAUGAAGUGGGAGCUACACCAGAAAAUGCAGGAUUAUAUAAUGGUAAUCUAUUGCAGAGAAUAGAAGAGAAGCAAGGGACACCAGCAAAACCAAAUGUCCCCAUUGAUAUCUACGUGUUUGCACUCUUCAACGAGAAUUUAAAGCCCGGACCAACAUCAGAGAGGAACUACGGACUAUACUACCCUGAUGGUACUCCAGUUUACAGUAUUGGAUUAAAUGGUUAUCUUCCACAGAUAAUAUAUUCAUCAUCAUCAGCAACCCAAAUAAGGGCAUUGUCUGUCCUCAAUCUUCUGAUUUUGGUCGUAGCAGGAAUAAUUUGCACUUAAGAACAUGCAAGUUUGACUACUAAUGGAGAGGAGGGAUCACUAAAAAGCAGAAUUUGUAGAGAUGAUCAAAUACCAUCUAACUUUUUAGACAUCUUUGUGGCGUCUGUCAAGGGCUGAAUCAGAUGAUUGAGACAACUAAACAAUUAGGCAUUCAGACACACGAUGGUAGGGUUUAUACCUUUUUUUGAGGUUUGUCCACUCCUUACAUGCACCAGUUGGUUCUGAUUGCUCUAAUCUAAUAAACUCCAAUUUAUGAUUUGAGUCACAUUUAAUUUAUUUAUUUGCAAUAUGAAGAUAUGGUGCUGCGUCUCCGUCCACCUUAUCUUCCGUUGGGUGAAUCUUUUUGUUUGCAAAUUCUUCAUGUCUUCACCAACGCAAAAGUCCAAAUUGGCCUCUAUCAGGGGAAGAAGACCUUGGAAUCCACCUUACGCUCUGCACCCGUUUCCUUCUUUCAGUAAAAGAGAAUUAAUAGCACCACCUUUUCCAAAUUGUCAAUUUCAAGCUCUAUAUCAGUUUCAGUUCAGCCUUUCGGGGUCAAUUUAUCUGCUUAAAUAUCUUUUGAAGGUUCAUUUCUUUCGGUGCAUUCUUCAUGUGGGGAAGGGAGGAAACAAUUUCUUUAUAAAUCACACGAAAAAGCUGAAGCUAAUUUGUUCUGUUAGUGUUAGGUUAGAUUAACGGUUGACAUUUAACAUAAAAAAAUUGGAGGCUGGUGGCUAGUGGUUUUCAAUAUCAUGGACCAUGCCUUUGUGUCAUGGUAGUCUUACAUCAGAAUGGACACAAGUUGGAUAAAAUUGACAGCUAGCC
Rubroshorea leprosula is the source of this 2094-nucleotide messenger RNA. The record is from the annotation of a GenBank genome assembly. NCBI's taxonomy places the organism in Eukaryota, Viridiplantae, Streptophyta, Magnoliopsida, Malvales, Dipterocarpaceae.